Daphnia pulicaria is the source of this 4308-nucleotide messenger RNA. Its product is annotated as sodium/hydrogen exchanger 3-like. Lineage: Eukaryota; Metazoa; Arthropoda; Branchiopoda; Diplostraca; Daphniidae. Gene Ontology annotation, biological process: proton transmembrane transport; sodium ion transport; regulation of pH. The record is from RefSeq and is a predicted model, not a curated record. Gene Ontology annotation, cellular component: membrane. Gene Ontology annotation, molecular function: sodium:proton antiporter activity. The transcript has 17 exons. The coding region runs from base 333 to 3545 and encodes 1070 amino acids.
AGAUAGCCGUUGACGUCAAAGAAAAUCCGAGGCCGCAUGUUGUCAGUCGAGUUUCUCAACUUCCAGUGGAAGGUUCUACUUGUAUUUUUUGCCCGACUGUUGUUUUCAAAGUCGGCAGCCCUUCCCUAUCUGACUGGCGGAAAAUGCUUUGACGGGAAAUCUUCUGAUAUAAAACUUCUUUUAUACGUUUCUCUUUCCAGUGUCGUCUGGAACAAUGUUCUGACGUGUUCCUCGGAUAACUCCUCUCCUGCUGCUGCACUGCGCACUUAAACAAAGCUUUACACCUGAAAGCUUUGCCAAUUGUGAAAUCGACGACAACUACUCAUUCGAUAAUGAGUAUUACACGGACGCUUGUGUUCUUUGUGCUCUGUGUGGCAGCCAGCGAGCUGGCCACCAACAUUGUAGCACUGAGCGAAGUUCCUUUGCAUGGCCACUCCACCAUCCAGUAUGUGGACAAUCCUGUCGGAUCAUCUCCUGGUGUUGUCACUUUGCCAUCUGCAGUUCAUCAUGCCGAAGACAGAUCAGGCCUAGCUGAUGCUGUAUCUUCUCCAUCUGUAUCGACCGGUGAUCACCCUGUAGAUGGAGGCGUUCAUCCUCCUGCCGAUCCUGGAACUGCUGGUGGACACGGAGGAGGUCACGGAGAAGGCAUCCACGUCUUCACAGCCGAGUUUGCUCGUGUCGAAAUCCCCUUCAUCAUCUCACUAUGGAUUUUCUGCGCCAGUCUGGCAAAAAUUGGUUUCCACAUGGCGCCAAAAUUAUCUUCAAUCUUUCCCGAAUCCUGUCUUCUCAUCGUGGUCGGGAUCGUCAUCGGCCUGCUGCUCUUCCACACCAACAGCGCCGGGGUUUCGCCAUUAACACCGACGACCUUCUUCUUUUACAUGCUGCCUCCCAUCAUUCUCGACGCUGGAUAUUUUAUGCCCAAUCGACUCUUUUUCGACCACCUGGGGACUAUUCUCCUUUUCGCCGUUCUGGGCACCAUCUGGAACACUGUCUCUAUCGGCCUGGCUCUCUGGGGUGUUGGUCAGACUGGCCUUUAUGGCUUCGACUUGCCAUUGCUCGAUACGUUCCUAUUUUCUGCACUCAUCUCGGCUGUCGACCCGGUCGCUGUGCUCGCCGUCUUCGAGGAAAUCCACGUCAAUGAAAUUCUCUACAUUGUCGUCUUUGGCGAGUCUCUGCUUAAUGACGCCGUCACUGUCGUUUUAUACAACAUGUUUGACGCCUACGUCGGCAUGGGCCAAGAAAACAUCAAAUACACCGACAUUUUGUCUGGUUUCGCCUCCUUUAUUGUGGUGGCGAUUGGCGGUACUCUUAUUGGCAUCAUUUGGGGCUUCCUCACGGGUUUCGUCACCCGUUUUACCAACCACGUUCGCGUCAUCGAGCCCAUCUUCAUUUUCGUGAUGAGCUAUUUGGCUUACUUGAACGCUGAAAUCUUCCACAUGUCUGGCAUUCUAGCAAUCACAUUUUGCGGCAUCACCAUGAAGAAUUAUGUUGAAGGCAACAUAUCUCCCAAAUCGCACACAACCAUCAAGUACGCCAUGAAGAUGCUGAGCAGCAGCUCGGAGACCAUCAUCUUCAUGUUCUUGGGUGUUAAUACCGUCAAUGACCAACACGACUGGAACACGGCCUUCAUCUUGCUGACGAUUCUCUUUUGUUCAGUCUUCCGAGCGAUUGGCUGCAUCGUGCUGACGGAGGUGGCCAAUCGUUUCCGUUUGCAUAAAUUAAAUCACGUUGAAAAGUUCGUCAUGUCGUACGGAGGAUUGCGUGGGGCUGUAGCCUUCGCUCUGGUCCUACUCGUCGACCCAAACAAGGUCAAGAAGCAACCGCUUUUCGUCACGGCCACAAUCUCCGUUGUUUACUUCACGGUCUUCUUCCAGGGAAUCACCAUCAAACCCUUGGUCAAAUAUCUUAAAGUGAAACGAGCCAACAAGUUUGAAAAGACCAUGAAUGAACGAUUGCACGAGAAGCUCGUGGAUUACACCAUGGCUGGAAUGGAAGAUAUUCUCGGCCAUACAGGAAACUUGAAGAUCCGUGAUAAGUUUAAACAGAUCGAUAAUAAAUACAUCCGGCCGUGUCUGAUCCGAGAGCAUGCCGCUCACGAACCCAAAAUUUUGGAGACUUACUCAAAACUGACUAUGCGCGAUGCUAUGGAUUUUAUGCGGCGCAAUGCAACUUCUUCCAAUUUGACUGGCGGCAACUCUGAAUCGAUGGCCGUCCUCUUCCGUAAUUAUACCGCAAACAAUUUGAACGGCAGUGCAAGCAUGGCUCAAAUGGAUAACGGAUGGAAUUUGGACAUUGGAGAGUUGGCGUACAGCCCAUCAGCUCGCGACCUUUCAGACGCCAAAGUCCAUCACAUGCUCUCGGAAGAGUUAUGGAAGCCGUAUCGAAGGAGUUCCCGCCGGCUCAGCUACUCACGUCACGCCGUGAAUGACCACGACCUGUCAUCGUCCCAUCACGUUAAUCACAAUAUGCAUAUGCACAUCCGGCGGAUGGUCAGUGAGACUGUACGCAAGCAGCAUUCCAAACGUGUUAAACGCCACCGGGAUCCGCAUGCAAACGGAAGUGGAGAAGGCGGGUCCCGGAAUGGCACAAAGUCUGUCUCGUUCAAACCGCUCAAAGAAAACGGUCUGGAAAAGAAGUUACACGAUGAUUAUUUGCACGCGGUAAUCAAAGAGGUAUCUGAAGCGGAGGAGAGGAAUACUUCAUUGGACGAUGUUGGAGCACAAGCCGCUGGAAGCUCUGAAGAUCUGGAUGGCGAUGGUGCUGGGAUUACCUUCAUCGCACGAAAAGCGUCUAUCGAUCCAGUACUGUACAGCUACGAGUCGGCAAUGGCCGAAUUGAUUAACAAUCAGCAAAUGGCACUGGCUGGUUUGCUGGCCGCCAGCGCCCUGGCCCAUUUGCCAGUUCAACCGGAAUUGUCACCCAUCAGGUCGCCUGACCUGCCGCAAUCAUCAGAAACUCCUCGUGGAAAACGACUUGAAGUCGAUGGUAAAGGUGCCAUUAAAAAAUCACCUGCAGCGCCAUCACGUCAAAUUCCCAGCAAAUCUAAACCCAUUCUCGGCUAUGCCGAACCGGCCACCGGAAUUCCGUCGGGCGUGCUGGAGCAGGCGAGACUCCAGCAGCAUCGAUUGCGCUUCCUGUUGGAGAGACAGAGACAAUCGCUUAAACGCGUCAUUUCACUCGGGGAAGCUCAUCCGUCUACACCGACGGCCGCCGAAAUGCAGCUUCCAUGGAAGCGAGACGACGCUGACGACAUGUCCACGUUUGCCAUCAAGCAGAGCGAAUUUCCGCUUUGGGUAGACAAUAAAGAGUACAACAACUACUACUCGCCUACCAACACUUUCUUAGGAGAGCUGGACAAGAAGAAAUCCCAACACCCGUCGGUCAUAGAUAUUUUUACUAGGGAGCAUCGCACGGCGGAUUUGUCGGAGCGUGGCGAAAACACCCUAUCACCCCCGACUUCUUUUGACGUCACGGUGACCAUACCGGAGGAAAUCUCCAAAGAAGACGAAGAAGCCGAGGCGAAUCAGAAAACAUUUACAAAAUGACAAAAAUUGCCAUGCCUAAAUUAGGAAGAGAUCAACGAAGAGUCUCUAUUUGUUUAUAUAAUCUUAACAGUUUUUUCUUCCAUUCAUUUAACGUUUGACACAAAAAAAAAGAAGAAGAAGACUAGGAAUGGAACGGAAUAUUCCUCUCAUUCUCUGAUUAAUAGCCCUUCUUUUCCCCCCAUCUGAUCCUUGAUCUGCCUUGAAUGAGUGCAUUAGUUCUUAUUAAUGAUUUGUGACAAGUCACUUCUUCUAUGUUAUAUUCAAAAGAGUGAACAUGGGAAAUAAGCCUAUAUUGUUUGUAUUGCGGUUUAAGGGUUGUGACCGAAAGUACUGUCUUGAUUUUCAAAACACAUCAGCGCAAAUAAGCUUCCCGGAAUUUCUCAUCAGUCGUUUUAUUUUUUUUUCUUUCUUUAGAAAUCUCAUUUUCUAUUCAUUUUCUGAAAUGCAGAAGCCACAAUGUAUUCGCAUAGAAUUUUUUAAACGUACACAUUCCCUUCUCCUAUCCCCUCCCAAUUUAUAUUUUUGUCCGAUUCUUUAACACCGUUCUCUGCCAGAUUCGAAUGACUAAUUCUCAUCCAUUCGUGUGCCCAAUUUAGAUUUCCUGUAAAGUUACUGGCCUUCGCAUUUGAUUUAUUACGUAGUUGGUAGUUGAUGAGGUGUGAGACUCCAUGGAAAGAGUUUUGAUCCGCACACAUAAAAUCUUCUCAGCUGAUGCAGCUACGUUCUUCCUUAUAGUUGAGAAAAAAUAAAAGUGAUUCCUUAA